Conger conger (European conger) is the source of this 538-nucleotide messenger RNA. Its product is annotated as beta-microseminoprotein A1-like. Lineage: Eukaryota; Metazoa; Chordata; Actinopteri; Anguilliformes; Congridae. Bases 39 to 485 code for a protein of 148 amino acids. The transcript is spliced from 5 exons. The record is from RefSeq and is a predicted model, not a curated record.
UCUCUCUCUCUCUCAUUGGCUACGUUCAACACACGCACAUGUUGUUUGGUAAUUCCCAUGCAUCUAUAAAACAGCAUAAUCUUCAACCUGAGCUGUCAAUUUCUGAGCUGCAUUCAUUCCUGAAGAACAAUCACACAAAAUCCAACUAUUGGCCUGCAAUCAUGAAGUGUCUCGCUCUGGCUUUGCUCCUGUGUGCUCAGCUGUCUCUUCUCCAUGGGGCCUGCUUAAAGUUCAUGCAGGAAUCAGAUGCAACAGAGUGUGUGGACCCUAGGGACGGUACCAGGCAUCCCAUUGGCUCAUGGUGGAGAAACUCAGAGUGCCAGGACUGCGACUGCAAUGGGUGCUGUGAUGCUGAGUUUAUCAAACCCACUUCCUAUGAGGAAGGCUGCAUAAUGGAGUUUGACAAGAAAAAUUGUGAAUACAAGGUGUUCAAGAAGGAAGACCCCACAUACUCAUGCAAAAUUUAUGAGGCAGUUGGAAAAUGAAGUAAUGAAGUGAUCAAAUAGCUAAAAUAAAGCUUUCUCUUCUGUAUUAAGAA